ACAGAUUCUUUUUAAGGAUGUCCAUUUCCUUUCUCCGGCCCCCCCUUUUUCCUCAGACCGAAUGGAACGUCCCAUCCCGAGAGUGGUUUGGCACUCGGGACUGAACGAGUUGCAACUGACAACAUCGCAGGGGCAACGCCAAAACGCGGAGUGAAGUUGUAGGCUUCUGUCUUCGGGGGAAUGCUUCCCCAGCCUGCCAGUAAAGAGCAGAGUGUGGCAGUCCUUUUUGUCCAUCCACAUCUGAAGACAUGUUGCACGGGACUUUGUCAGCUUGGAAAGCUCUGCUGCUGAUUGUCCCGCUGUGGGGCUGCCUCUUUGCUCUGGGACUGCAGCCCACGAGAUGGCCACUGUAUUCCCGAAAGCCUCUGCUCCUUGCUUGGAACGCCCCGAUUGAAGAUUGUGCCCCGCGGCAUAAAAUUCAUUUCCAGCUGGACCAGUUCCAGAUUGUGGCUACACCCAAUGAGGGCUUUGUUAAUCAGAAUCUGACCAUCUUCUACAAGGAGCGCUUGGGCUUGUACCCCUAUUUUGAACAAGAUGAAACGGCGGUGAAUGAGGGACUUCCGCAGGUGGCCAGUCGCACACGGCACCUGGAGAAAAUGCCAGAAGAUGUUAAGAAGUACAUACGUUCAGAAUGGGCCACUGGUUUAGCUGUUAUCGACUGGGAGGAUUGGCGUCCCCUCUGGAUACGUAACUGGGAAGCCAAAGAUAUUUACCGCAGACAUUCUGAGGAGUUGGUGCGGCAGAAGAACCCAACCUGGCUUCCUGAUCAGGUGAAAAAAGUGGCCCAGCAGGAGUUUGAGAUAUCUGCCAGGCUGUUCAUGUUAGACACACUGAAGCAAGCUAAGAACCUGAGGCCCAACCAGCUGUGGGGUUUCUACCUGUUUCCUGACUGCUACAACCACAACUACGUGCGCACUCUGGAGAGCUACACGGGCCGCUGUCCUGAUGUGGAGGUGUCUCGCAAUGACCAGCUGAAAUGGUUGUGGACUGAGAGCACAGCCCUCUUCCCUUCCAUCUACGUGAGCAGCUUGCUGCGCUCAUCCGCUGCCGGACGCCAGUUUGUGCGGAACCGCGUAAAAGAGGGGAUGCGUUUGGCCUCAUCGGGCGAUGGCUUGGCACGUCCUGUCUUUGUGUACACGCGGCCCACAUACAUGAACUCCCUGGAGCAGCUGACCGAGACUGACCUUGUGUCCACAAUCGGGGAGAGUGUGGCCCUGGGAGCAGCUGGAAUAAUCAUGUGGGGAGAUAUUGCCUAUGCACACAACAAAACCACCUGCUCUGAUCUGGAUAAAUAUCUGCGGGGCACACUGAGUCAGUACCUCCUGAACGUUUCCACGGCAGCAGAGCUAUGCAGCCAGACCCUUUGCGGCUCUCACGGGCGAUGUCUGCGCAGAAACUCAAACAGCGACGUUUACUUGCAUCUGAAUCCCCUCACCCAUGGCAUCGUCAAGAAGAACGGCAAGCUGACGGUCACCGGUGAGCUCGGCAAAGCAGACGGGUUAAGUUUUGAAGCAGACUUUCAGUGUCAGUGUUACAGCGGGUAUCAGGGGGAGCUCUGCGAUCAAACAGACCCGCUACACCAAAAAGGGACGGCGACUCGAGCCACAGCAGUGGCUCUGCAGUGUUUGAUCUUACUGAUUGUCUGCCUGCUCAUCUGUUAAUACCCAUUAUGUAACUGUAAAAGUCUAAAAGAAGAGCACAAGAGGAGAGGUGAAGGGAAGAUAGGCGUGUGUGGUUUUUUUCUGUUGCUGUAUAUCGUAAGAACCGCUGUGGAAAUUCCAAGGUAGUGUUUGUUUCUAACUUUUAAUCAUUUAAAAAAAGAAAAAAACUUGCUGGAAAUGACCCUGUUUACAUUGUCCUCUCACUCGCCGCUUGCCAAGGUGUCCAUGCUUCUUGUAGAGAGGAUGCUUCUGUGGUAAAUGCUGCGAAUGAGUAAAUGUAUGUGGUGAAAGUGGAAAACGAUUCACUUAAAUCUGACAACAGCACAAUAUAUUUGAAGUGCCUAAUUUCUUUUAAAUUUUCUUUAAAUGUGGCCUCUUUCUGACAUCUGAUGUGUUUAUAGAGGCAUUCGCAGUGUUAUUAUUUAUUUGAAUGUAUUUUUUAUACGAUAUUAUUGUCCAAAACAUGACUACUACUUUUUUAAAAGGGUGACACAUCUCCACUCUACGAGCCUCAUGUUUCAGUGGCCUUUUGACUCCAGAAGCACAGUGUUUCUCAUAUUGAUGUCUCUCAUACAAAAAUGGCAUUUGUCGGUGUAAAUAAACUUCUUUGUUGAG
Neolamprologus brichardi is the source of this 2276-nucleotide messenger RNA. It is a transcript of the gene hyal2a, whose product is annotated as hyaluronidase 2a. Gene Ontology annotation, biological process: carbohydrate metabolic process; hyaluronan catabolic process. The record is from RefSeq and is a predicted model, not a curated record. NCBI's taxonomy places the organism in Eukaryota, Metazoa, Chordata, Actinopteri, Cichliformes, Cichlidae. Gene Ontology annotation, cellular component: cytoplasmic vesicle. Gene Ontology annotation, molecular function: hyalurononglucosaminidase activity; hyaluronoglucuronidase activity.